AUGGACACGUUCCAGUCUCCGACCCCCUCAUCCCACCGGGACAAAGCUGAUGCCGGCCUCGUGUCCGUGACCAUCCCGGCCUCUCCCUUCAUGCAGAAGUUGGGAUUCGGCACCGGAGUCAGCGUGUACCUCAUGAAAAGGUCUCCACGGGGAUUGUCCCACUCUCCGUGGGCCGUGAAGAAAAUCAAUUCUGGCUGCAACCAGAGACAGCGGAGCCUCUUCCAGCGGAGACUCCGGGAGGAGGCCGAGAAACUCCGGAAUCUGCAGCACCCCAACAUCGUCGGGUACCGGGCCCUGACGAAGGCUCCUGACGGGAGCCUGUGCCUGGCCAUGGAAUUCGGGGGGGAGAAAUCCCUGAACGACCUGAUCGAGGAGCGCCGGGAGCAGGGAUUGGGGCCAUUCCCGGCCCCCACCAUCCUGCACGUGGCCCUGAGCAUGGCCAGGGGCCUCCAGUACCUGCACACGGAGCAGCGGCUGCUCCACGGCGACAUCAAAUCCCCCAACGUGGUCGUGCGCGGCGCCUUCGACUGCGUCAAGAUCUGCGACGUGGGCGUGUCCCUGCCCCUGGACGAGAACCUGGCAGUGAGCGAUCCCGAGCUGUGCUACGUGGGCACGGAGCCCUGGAAGCCUCCGGAGGCGCUGCAGCCGGGCGGGAUCAUCUCGGACCGCUCCGACAUCUUUGCCUUCGGCCUCACCCUCUGGGAGAUGCUGGCUCUGAGCGUCCCGCACCUGCCCCUGCCCGAGAGCGGCUCCGAAGAGGAUUCCUUUUCCGAGGAUUCCUUCGACGAGGACGCGUACCUGGCGGCGCUGGGCACGCGCCCGGCUCUGCCCCCGGAGGCGCUGGAUCCGUCCCUGUGCUCCGUGCGGGAAUUGUUCGGAGCCUGCACGGCCCCGGAGCCGCGGCAGCGCCCGGCGGCCGCGCGCAUCGUGCAGGCGCUGCAGGGGAGCCAGGAGCCCUGA
Catharus ustulatus (Swainson's thrush) is the source of this 960-nucleotide messenger RNA. It is a transcript of the gene PBK, whose product is annotated as PDZ binding kinase. The record is from RefSeq and is a predicted model, not a curated record. Gene Ontology annotation, biological process: protein phosphorylation. The coding region runs from base 1 to 960 and encodes 319 amino acids. The transcript is spliced from 7 exons. Lineage: Eukaryota; Metazoa; Chordata; Aves; Passeriformes; Turdidae. Gene Ontology annotation, molecular function: ATP binding; protein serine/threonine kinase activity.